UGAUCUGUUUGACUUCAUAUUUAGCAGACUAGACAAGGACUCUGAGCUUUGUACUGGCAUUGGUCAGCUAUUGUUUGAAAUGGUCAAAAGUGUCAUGAAGCAAUUUCAUUCUUGUACUGGAAAGGUAUUACCAAUAUUAUUGCAUAAGCUUGGACCUGAUCAAGAUGGAGACAACAUCCCUACAUUGCCAUGGGGUCUAGUUCAAAAAGCAUUGUCGCACAUGUUAUGUUGCAUGCUUGAACACACAAACAAGGAAAAUGUGCAAGUUGUGUGGGAUUGUUUUUAUGAUGCCAUUAUCAAACUCCAUGAUCAUUUCACAAUAGCUAAAGCUAAUAAGGAGGACAUUUUGGAACAGUUAAAUCGCUUGCUUCAGCUAUUUCAGCAGCUUCUCCAAAAAGGUGAUGGAGGUUUAGUUGUGUCACCUACCAAGCUGGUAGAGAUGAUAGAAAAGUUGUUGUCUGGUCCAGUCGUAUCUUGUAACUGUUGUGACACCCUUGUCGAAAUCAUCUCUACCCUCUUGUGUGCUCCCAGAUGUGAUCUAAAUCUAAACCAAACAUCUAGUCUAGUUACUAAGAUACUGAAAGGAAAAUAUGGAAAGAAGAAAAUUUUCACCUUUGUCAGUAAUCUUCAUGAACAGAGUUGGUUUGAAAAGGUUGUCUUACCUGGUUUUCUGGACUUCUGCUACAUAUGCAUCACUAGCAAUAAUAAACAGACUAGAAAAGAUGCCCUACAAGCAUUGGCCAGCCUGGCAAACACUAAGCGACCUAUGAUCAUUGAUGCAUCACAUUUGGCGUCUUAUCAGCCGUAUCAUUUUGAUUUCAGCUUAGCUCUAGAAAAAAGAAACAAGGAUAAACCCACUAUUAUACAAGAAUAUGUUCUGUCUCUACUGAAUGUAAAUUCUAUUGACAUAUGUUCAGAGUCUAACCAAGCCGGCCUAUGGGGAGCACUGUGUUGCAUUCCACACAUAAGGCCUAUGGACAAAACCAAGUGUAAAGAAGCUCUGAGAAAUACAAUUACUAAAUUGGCUCAAUUACUUCCCAGUUUAGAAGACCCAUUGAAAG
Anneissia japonica is the source of this 1061-nucleotide messenger RNA. Its product is annotated as small subunit processome component 20 homolog. The annotation marks the transcript as partial. The transcript has 9 exons. NCBI's taxonomy places the organism in Eukaryota, Metazoa, Echinodermata, Crinoidea, Comatulida, Comatulidae. The record is from RefSeq and is a predicted model, not a curated record. Gene Ontology annotation, cellular component: nucleolus; 90S preribosome; small-subunit processome.